AUUUUAUUUCUCAAAUAUGAAUACUCAAGGACAUCAAAAGAGUCUUCUGACAUAUCUUUCUCCUACUGAAAGCUCAGCUAGGAAGAAUAUUCAUGUAGAGCCAAUGCUCGAUGAGACCAGUUUCUCAUCCACAAUCAUGGCUUACGAGGCAACCCCGACUAAAUAGAACGAUUACUUCGGAAAGAGUUAAGAAGGUUCGGAGCUCUGAAAGAACUGAAAGUUCAAAAUAUGUUGUUAACAAAUCGACUUCUUAUAAUAAAUCUCCAGUUAAGGUAACCCAUACCAGAGGUCGUUCCAGAGGCGGAGUCAUUGAGAAGACCAAGGUGACCACUACUACGUACUCUCCAGAUGCCAAAAAUACAUCAAUAAUCAGAAGCAAAUGCUCUCAUAGAAGAAAGAAUUGCUGCAGUGCAAAGAAAAUGGUAAAAACUGCUCCCUCAAAAGUCGUAAAGACGCGGUCAACUUCAUACGAAUUCACCGACCCGAAUCGGAUUCCUGUUGAUUUUGAUGACUCUCAAAAAGUCAAGAUCAAGAAGAAAAACUACACAAAAGGAAAACAACAAAAACUAGAGGGAAUUUCGAGAUCCCUCAAAAGAGCUGAUGAGCUCCGCUUUGAUGUUGAUAAUUCCGACAUCAACUCCUACCUCUCCACCCUGAUCUGCAACAGGAUCGACGAAGGCAAUGAGAUUGGCGAUAAGAGAAACUUCAUGCCCAGCACAGAGGUCCCAGACCUUGAGAGACAUAUCACUGAUCUCAAAAAGGAACUCAACCAAAAGAGACGGAUUCUCGAUAAGUUCAAAUGGACUUCAAAGAAUAAAAACGAAAGUUUCAAAAAAGUCAAAAAGGAGAUGAAUUCUGGACCAGACCACAUGCAACAGAUCAAUAGUAAGAAAGAGCAAGACUUGAAGCAGUACAUUUCACAUCUCAAGGAAAUCAAGCUUUCUCUUGAAAAGCUUGAGCCUAAAUCUUCCUCCUCAGGGAUCGACUACCUCAAAAAUUUUGAUGAAAGACAUGCCAAAUGAGUUGAGUUAUUAGAUAAAAAUGGCAUCGAACACAACGAGAAACUCACAGAGCUUCUAGCCAAAUCGGAAGCCAAAGAGCAGAAGAUAGACGAUCUUGAGGAAGCCAUUGAUUCCAAAGCCAGAAAGAGGCUUGAAAUCAUUAAUGACCAGAGAGUUAUGGAUAAAAGAGUUCUUGAUACUACAGAAAGCUCCAGUCAAGAGAUCCAUAAGCUACUCCAACUCUUGGGCAAACUCAUUCUACAAAAAGGCGAUCUCCAAAUCGCAAUUGCUGAAAAUGACUCUGAUAUUGUUAACAGCAAAAUUAACCUCUCAAAUCUAAAGGCAAGUCAGGGAAAGGAUAUCUCGAAGACAAAAGGUAAACCCUUAGCUGAAAAAGUGAAGAUCCUAAGAUAUAUAAACACAAAUCUAACAAAAUCUCAAAAUUCGUAUGAAAGAAUUCUGAGCUUGCUCAACAAAACUAGAUCAGACCUCCCUCGAAUAAAUUACUCAAAUGGGAGAAAAGCCUUCAAUGCUGACCUAGAAGAUCUUCGUACGGAGUUAAAGAAAUACAAAGACCUUGAAAUGUACUUGAAAAAGUCCAAAAGAGACUCAGAAUAUGGAGCCCAAAAGGAAAUUGAUGAAUGAAAUAGACUUUUACAACAAAGAAAACGAAAUUCUGAGAAACUCACAGAAAUUCUUAGCAACAUAAUCAAGAUAAAUAUCGAAAUUGCUCAGAAGGAAAAACAAGUCAAAGAGCUUGAAGGCAAACUUCUCCUUGCUAAUUUUGGAGAUCUUGAGAAAUACAAGCAAGAUUUAGAAAGAAUCCUAGCUGAGCUCCAACACAAGCUUGAGAGUCUGUCUCAAAGACAAGGGAAGAACCAUGAUGACCUUAUUAUUCAGAUCGAACAGAAAGACAGGAUAAUAGUUAGGCUUGUAAACCAACUGAGAAAUCUUGAUGAUAAGAUACUCUACGUUAAGAAUAACAAGCCCAAAUCUAGAGAAAAGAAAAACGUACAUGAGCAGACUCUCUCAGAAGAGAAGGAAACCAGAAUAAAACCUAUUAAUAGUUGCCAUCUUAGGACUAAAAGAGUUAAGGAAAGUGAUCUUAUCAGUAAAUCUACUUCAAAUUUUAUGAAAUAUUCUCGCAAUAUGCCAGCUUCUCUCAAGAAUUCACCUAAUGCUUAUCAGAGGAACUACACUCACGAAAGGACAUUCACCCAUGUUGCCUCUGAUCUCAGAGGAGAUAGUCCUCUUCGAAGAGUUGCCAGGGUACAUUAUUCAUCAGGCAAGAAUGAAGACCAGGACUACAAUUACAGACAACUCAAAGAGAUAUUCUCUGAGAGAAAAGCAAAGCAGGAAGAAAGAAGCAGAGAGAACGGCUCCUUCAUAAGAAACCCUUACAGAUGUCAAUACCACCUCGAGCAUUCCAAUGAUAUGAAUAGUACUUACUCUCAGAGCUACAAUAGGUACGAAUACACCCACACAGUUUCUUCAGGCAGUUACAAAGUGUUCGUACCUUCUGAUGAAGAACUGAAGAAUCUCAUCCCUGAAAGCAUUUUCUCCAGAGUCAAAAAGACAGGAUAUUCGGAUUAUGAAAUAGACAGAUACCCGUUCACAUUUCUAAGAGAUCAAAAAGGAGACACAUAUGCACAAAAUAAUAAAGGAAUCUACCCCCUCCACAAGUUCCUUGAGAGGUUUAAACAAAAGACAGAGAAUGGGGUACAUACCUACUCGCCUGCUCACACCCACAGGGCUCAUCUAAGACAUGCUUAUCAUAGUUUAGUUUAA
Messenger RNA from Moneuplotes crassus, 2789 nucleotides. NCBI's taxonomy places the organism in Eukaryota, Ciliophora, Spirotrichea, Euplotida, Euplotidae. The record is from the annotation of a GenBank genome assembly.